GUGCUCCAAAACUUGUGGCCGCGGCACAAGAACCCGAGAGUCAUACUGCAUGAGCAGCCUGGGCCGCCGGCUAUCUGACAGUGAGUGUGCCAGCCUCCCCCGCCACAGCGCCGAGACCUGUGCCGACACAGCCUGCCCCGAGUGGGCGUCCGGCGAGUGGACUGAAUGUCUGGUGACCUGUGGAAAGGGCUCGAGGCACCGAGAGGUCUUCUGCCGCAUGGGUGAGGAGACGCUCAACGAGCAGCUCUGUGACCCAGACACCAAGCCCCCGGCAGUGGGAGUCUGCCAACUCCCCGAAUGCGCGUCCUGGCAAGUGGGAGCCUGGGGCAUGUGCACUGUGACCUGUGGCCAUGGCUACCAGAUGCGGGCGGUGCGCUGUGUGUCGGGGACCUACGGAGAGACACUGGAUGACUGGGAGUGCAACGCCGCCUCCAGACCCAGGGACAAUCAG
This is a messenger RNA of Paramormyrops kingsleyae, 451 nucleotides long. The record is from RefSeq and is a predicted model, not a curated record. Lineage: Eukaryota; Metazoa; Chordata; Actinopteri; Osteoglossiformes; Mormyridae.